CAGUUAUUCUCUUCAUUGUUUGAUCGUCUUUGGUUUACCCAACCAUCCAAGAUGGCGGCGCUUGUGGGACUGCGUGCAUGUUUCUCGGCUCUUCAGCUUUCUUCGCCGAGCCUCCUGCACAGCUCCUUCAAAUUGUGUGCUGUGCCUCUGAGUCGGCGGACCUUUGCAGCUGAAGCGAAGAAGACAUACAGCAGAGACAAGCCUCAUGUUAACAUCGGAACGAUUGGCCAUGUGGAUCACGGCAAGACAACCCUGACAGCAGCCAUCACAAAAGUGCUCGCUGACGCUGGUGGUGCAAACUAUAAAAAGUAUGAGGAUAUUGACAACGCCCCUGAGGAGAAGGCUAGAGGGAUCACCAUCAAUGCCUCUCACGUAGAAUACACCACAGCCAACAGACAUUAUGCUCACACGGACUGUCCCGGUCAUGCUGACUAUGUCAAGAACAUGAUCACAGGUACAGCCCAGAUGGACGGCUGCAUCCUGGUCGUGGCAGCCACUGAUGGCCAGAUGCCUCAGACACGAGAGCACCUCCUGUUGGCCCGCCAGAUCGGAGUGGAACAUGUGGUGGUUUUCAUUAAUAAGGCCGACGCUGUAGAGGACAAGGAGAUGCUGGAGCUGGUGGAGAUUGAGAUCCGCGAGCUGCUCACAGAGUUCGGCUAUGAUGGCGAGAACACACCUGUAGUUAUUGGCUCCGCCCUCUGUGCGCUGGAGAACAGGCAGCCUGACCUCGGUGUGGAUGCAGUGAUGAAGCUUCUGGAGAUUGUGGAUUCUUACGUUCCUCUGCCUAAAAGAGAGCUGGAAAAACCUUUCCUCCUGCCCAUUGAAGCAGCUUAUUCAAUCCCAGGCAGGGGUACGGUGGUGACAGGAACCCUGGAGAGAGGAAUCAUCAAGAAAGGAGACGAGUCCGAGUUUGUCGGACACAAUCGCGGCUUUAAGUCUGUUGUUACAGGUAUUGAGAUGUUCCACAAGUCUCUGGAUCGGGCGGAGGCUGGAGAUAACCUGGGCGCUCUGGUCCGAGGACUGAAGAGAGAGGACGUGAGGAGAGGGAUGGUGAUGUGCAAACCAGGAUCCAUCCUUCCUCACCGGAAAGUCAAAGCCCAGGUGUACGUUCUGAGUAAGGAGGAGGGAGGCAGACACAAACCAUUUGUCACCAACUUCAUGCCCGUCAUGUUCUCUUUAACCUGGGACAUGGCCUGCAAAAUAACUCUGCCCGAAGAGAAGGAAAUGGUGAUGCCCGGGGAGGACACCUCCCUGACGCUCACACUUCGCCAGCCGAUGAUUCUUGAAAAGGGCCAGCGCUUCACUCUAAGGGAUGGAAACAGAACCAUUGGCACCGGCCUGGUCACAGAUAUCAUGUCAUACACAGAUGAGGACGAUUGCAACUGGGGCUAAACAGACACUGCAGUGGGGGCUGGUGUCAGGGAGAGGGUGUGAAAGAGGGCCUGAAAUGAAGGUUGUGUGGCUGGCUAAAUCAAACAACUGUAGAAACAAAGAAACAUGAACACAUUCACAAACCUCAAAAAGAAGAAGACAAAAAGGAAUGCAUGGCUUUCUAGUGCGAUUCCACCAAACCAGAAUCAAUGUUAUGUUUAGCGGUAUCCAUUUGUUUAAAGGCCAGGCUGUCGAAAUAAUGUCAUUUAUGUAAUAAAAUGUAUUUAAUAACAAAA
Notolabrus celidotus (New Zealand spotty) is the source of this 1667-nucleotide messenger RNA. It is a transcript of the gene tufm, whose product is annotated as Tu translation elongation factor, mitochondrial. Bases 52 to 1392 code for a protein of 446 amino acids. Gene Ontology annotation, biological process: mitochondrial translational elongation. Gene Ontology annotation, molecular function: translation elongation factor activity; GTP binding; GTPase activity. NCBI's taxonomy places the organism in Eukaryota, Metazoa, Chordata, Actinopteri, Labriformes, Labridae. The record is from RefSeq and is a predicted model, not a curated record. The transcript has 10 exons. Gene Ontology annotation, cellular component: mitochondrion.